Molecule: messenger RNA, 3519 nt
Organism: Microcebus murinus (gray mouse lemur)
Lineage: Eukaryota; Metazoa; Chordata; Mammalia; Primates; Cheirogaleidae
Source: RefSeq, a predicted model, not a curated record
UGUCACUCUAGCCCAAGGCGACAAAGUGAGGCUCUGUCUCAAACAAAAAAGAGCAAAAUACCUAGAAGAGCCUUCAGGAAGUUGGAAGAGUGGAUAACACAGGUCUCCGCAGCUGGGCCCUCGCCAGAUCGUCAUGCUCUCUGAGCUUCCAGUCUAGCUCAGCCCCGUGUGCCUGGCUGGUGCAGCAAGCCCUUGCUCUCUAUCUGGUCUUUACCCUCCCCUGGGUGGGGCUGAUGUCUGGACAGAGUCACUAUUGGAGAUUUCAGCCAUCUGGACAGGGAGCUAGUGUAUGGGAACAACGGGCUUGGGAUGCUGACAAAACCACAAAUCCAGCCUGGCUCUGCCACUGACAAGCUCUGUGAUCUUGGACAAGUCUCUUCACCUCUCUGAGGCCGUCCCUCAUCUGUAACACACCCGCUGGUUAAUAGGAAGAAAUGACAAAAGUGUAACCAAAUGUGCCUGACAUAUAAGAGGUACCCAAUAACUGCCAGCCAGUAUGUUUAAGAACUUGAAUCUCCUGCCCUCCGUGGUUCCGCUAAAGCCACCCUCUGCCCUCACACAGCUGGGCACAGAGCUGGGCCCCAACACUGCAAGGUGGUGGAUUUGCCCAGAUGAGGUGGAGUGGGGACUGUGCGCCUGGGCCAAUGUCUCCACAGGAGGAGGGGAACAGAUGGCAGGAUGUGUACAGAGCAGCAGGUGAUGUACCUGCCAGCUGUGGCCACCAGGGGGCACCCCAGCCCCGGAGAUGGCCCCGCGGGCCAGGCAGGUCUCUUUCUUGGCUCACUGGCUGGGGGGUACAUUAGGACGGAAGGUGAUAGCCUUGGGCUCGGCCAGUCAGACUGCCUCGGGCCUGUGGAGAGCUCUCAGGACUGAGGCCUGGUUGCAGUCUGACUCUGUCAACCAUGACCUUGGGCAAGGCACUUCCCUCUCUGGCCCAGUUCGCAGGGCUGGAACCUACUCCAAGGUCCCUUCCGGCCCGACUACAUGGUUCUAGGAUUCGAAGAUGAGAAUUGGGGGACUUGGGAUGCAGGUGGCCGGAGACUCCCAAAGGAGGGGGCAAAGGAGAGUGCCCCAGGACGUCAGCUGGAGAAGGAAAGCCCCUCUGGAGGUCGCCUCCCCCCGCCCCAGGCUGACCAGCCUCCAGCCUCCCUGCUGCUCUCGGAGGCUCAGCUUUGCUGCUGUUCUGUUCAAACACCCUGGGGCACUUCGGGCCUGGGUGGGGCAGGAGGGGAGGAAGGGAGUUUGAGGGGGACAAGACUUUACGUCAAAGAAGGAUCAGAGAUUCCACAAUUUCACAAAACUUUCGCAAACAGCUUUUUGUUCCAACCCCCUACAUUGUCCUGGACACUAAAUUUGCAUAAAUCCUGGGAAGUUAUUACUAAGCCUUAGUCGCAGCCCCAGGUAAUUUCCUCCCAGACCGCCAUGGGCUUAUGUAUAAAGGCCCUCUGGAGCUGGGCCCGACAGAGCUUGGUGCCCGCAGCCCAGACCCACCCAGACCCAUGGCUGGCCCCAUGAAGCUGAUGGCCCUGCAGCUGCUGCUCUGGCACAGCACACUCUGGCCAGCGCAAGAAGCCAGCCCCCUGGACCCUGCCAGCUCCCUGCCCCAGAGCUUCCUGCUCAAGUGCUUGGAGCAAGUGAGAAAGAUCCAGAGCGACGGCGCAGCCCUGCAGGAGAAGCUGUGUGCCACCUAUAAGCUAUGCCACCCCGAGGAGCUGGUGCUGCUGGGGCACUUUCUGGGCAUCCCCCGGACUCCCUUGAGCAGCUGCCCCAGCCAGGCCCUGCAGCUGACGGGCUGCUUGAGCCAACUGCACAGCGGCCUCUUCCUCUACCAGGGCCUCCUGCAGGCCCUGGCGGGGAUCUCCCCCGAGUUGGCCCCCACCGUGGACAUGCUGCAAUUAGACGUCGCCGACUUUGCCACCACCGUCUGGCAGCAGAUGGAAGACCUGGGGGUGGCCCCUGCCCUGCAGCCCAGCCAGGGCGCCAUGCCCACCUUCACCUCUGCCUUCCAGCGCCGAGCAGGCGGUGUCCUGGUCACCUCCCACCUGCAGAGCUUCCUGAAGCUGGCGUACCGCAUGCUGCGCUACCUCGCCCAGCCAUGAGCAGACCCUUUCCCUCCCGUGUAUUUAUCUUUAUUUAAUAUUUAUGCCUAUUUAAGCCUGUAUUUAAAGGCAGGGAAGAGAAGAACGAAGCCCCAGACUUCUGGGUCCUUCCCUGCGUCUCUGAGCUUCAUUCUCCUGCCAGUGGCAGCGAGAAAAAGCUCCCUCCUCCUGUCCCCUGGACUAGGAGGGAGAUAGGUAAAUACCAAGUAUUUAUUCCUGUGACUGCUCCCUGCCCUGGCUCUGCCGGGCCCUGGGAAGAGCCGCAGGGAGCCCUCCCCCGAGGAUACCCACCGUGGGGCCCUCGGGAGAUCAGAAGGUCUCCCACAUGGGAGACGAGACAUCCCUGUUUAAUAUUUAAACAGCAGUGUUCCCCAACUGGGUGUUCCCUCCCUCACUCUGGCCUCGGCCAUCUGUGCCCGGCCCCGCGUCCCUUGGGCAUCAAGGCCCUGGACUAGCAAGGGCAACAGAGCUGCGGGGGGCUGACCAUGGGGUCCCAUCAAUUUGCUGGGGAAUCUAGUUUUUUCUUAAGCAUUUGGGGGUAUGUUCUGACUCCCAGCACUCAGGCAUCAGAGACGUUUCUCCCAUUUUUUGGGUGGAUUUUCUCGGUGCCCUUGGGAUGCCUGCCCUGCCCCCACCUGACUCUCUUCAGGGCUGGGCAGGUGGCUGGGAUUGAUGAUGUGGGAGGGAACAUGGGAGGGAACAGGUGUGUGUGAGAGGAAGCGCGACCAUGUAACUUCCACCUCUGUCCCCACUUUCUUAUUGUAACCAAGCUUCAGAGUAAUAAAGAGUUUGUCCAGCAAAUGUCCUUCCUCCUUCUUGAGUCCAGCUUGUGCCUGGCCAGGGGCUGCAGGUGGCGGCGAUGCUGAAUGGUGGGAGAGGCCAGAGGGAAGGGGAGGUGUGGGGAGGAGGAAGGGAGUUCUCAGUUCAUGUGACAUUCAUUCCUCUACUGUGUUUAUCUGAGCACCUACUAUGUGCAUGCACUGAGGGAAGUCUAGGGACAUAGUGAACAAGGCAGACACAGCCCCCACCCUUGUGCAGCCACAACCUUUAGGGGGAGACAGAAGGCACAGGGACCAAGGGUGCAGGAGAGGAGAGAGAGGGGGCUGGGGGUACAAGUAACAGGCCAGAUGCCACUAUGCAGGACUGACCCAAAGGGGUGCAGACAUCUGCAUAGGGCUUGUCACUUUGCCAUCUUCCCUAAACUUAUGCCCAUCCAUAAAGUCACCCACAAACACAGAGGAAUCCAAGUCAGGGUGACCACUAGGGUCAGAACUUCUCAUCAGGCUUGGCCUCUGCUCUCACCCCGGCUGGCCACUUCCCCACAGUCGCGGCCUUAUGGGCUGAAGAGAGGUGAAGGGGCUGGGAGGGUGGCCAGCUGUGGCGAGCAGAGGGGCCCCUGCAGCCACAGACUGCCGUGUGG